Folsomia candida is the source of this 3116-nucleotide messenger RNA. RefSeq lists its product as uncharacterized. NCBI's taxonomy places the organism in Eukaryota, Metazoa, Arthropoda, Collembola, Entomobryomorpha, Isotomidae. The coding region runs from base 37 to 1818 and encodes 593 amino acids. The record is from RefSeq and is a predicted model, not a curated record. The transcript has 10 exons.
UCUAAAUUUAUUGUAGAAUUCAAUAUCUCUACCCAAAUGCCAUAUAAGGAGCUUAACAAUAAUGUCAAAAUUAGCAAAGCCCAAACCCACUAUCCUAUUCAUUCUAAAGGAGGAGGUACAUUGAAAAAGUCGAGACCAAGAACACCGCUUUACUGUACCGCAGAACCAGGGACGAAGGAAUGGAGAGAGUAUCAAGCUGGAAGACUGGAAUCCAUCAAAAAUCUAAAAGCUCGGAAGCACUUUAUGAAAGAAAAUGCAAGCUUAAUCAACCAAAUUCGUCUCCUCGCCCGAAAUAGUAAAAGCGAUACAGAUGCAGCAAAGCAAGAAGAAAUUUUUUCAGAGGUCGAUGCAAAUGGGAACCAAUAUGAUGUCAAUGAUGAUAAUUUCAAGCGAGAGCGUACCCUUCCAAGUCGUGGAAGAUCGACGGUAAAAAAAGGAAUACUGAAGAAAUCCCUUUCAUCGUCAUCAAUAUCUAUCAAUUCGAUCCGUCAAAGGGAUCAGUCCAGCCAAUUACGAUGGAAGGAGCCCGUCAUUCAGACUCCACCUAUAAACCUACACAUAAAUUUUACAGGGAAGCGAAGUGGGUCUGUUAAAAAAUCGUUUGAACGAUUUCCUAAACUUAUGUCAGCUACAUCAGUAUCUUCAAAAGGAAGAAUUACUACUUCCGGAAAAUUUAGCAAAUCGAAAGAAACUCGAAAUGGGGGUGGGGUUUCCAAAACUAAUAAACAAGCAGGCAUUGCAAGAGACAACAAAGGCUCAAAGUCUAAGCUGAAACCCAGCAAAGCUUCAUCUUUCACCAUUGUAAACCCCACCGGAAGUAAGACCGUAAAUGCUGUGAGACGAGAAAGUCAAGUCAAGACGACAUAUGUGCGUGGUUUUGGCCAUAAAAGAAUUGUGAGUCCGUCCCCCGUCGGAAACAAAGUAAAGGUUCGCCCAAGUACUAGCCAAGUUUUAUCUAAAUGGUCCGCACAAAAUCAGGCGGCUAAAACUGCCUCAGAUGCGAAACCUCCACAAAGCACUCGCACUAUUAGCAAUGCUAGAAGGAAUUUAAAUGUCCUCGAUCAUUCAAGUUCUAACGGAAACGCCAUUAUUGGAAAUCAUGACCAAGCUGCCAGUUCAUUAAGUGAUUUUAUCACCAGAGCAAAACUUUGUGGGAAUCUACCUGCAUUUCCAGAUCUGAAAAUUUGUAACGUGCUACCAGGAACAGCGGAUUGGGACAACUACUGGGAUAACUUCAAUGGUCAGGUUGCACAGUACAACAAGUCCAUGGAUAAGUAUACAAGAGGAAUGUCAGAAUUUUCCCAAGAAUUGGAAGCAUUCUCUCGAAAAUUGAAACGUAGUACGUUAGAUGACUUGGUAUUUCAGGCUCAACUUGGAAUGCUCCCUGGUGAAAAGAAACCUCCAAUGCUUCGUCAAUUACUCACCCUACCUCUCACACUUGUGGGACCAUACGUGAUCAAACGGGAUAUCAAAAGUAAAGGGGUUUCUUCACCGACCGUUGUCCACUUGACUUCUUUUGAUCAUCAAAGUUUCCGAAUGGAAAUUAGUCUCGUUGCACUUCAAGGCAAGGAUGACGAAGGUCCGAAUAGUUCCACGUCGUUAGGAGGACUCGUUGAGUAUAAGCCCCUAGUUCCAAAUGAAACGUACUUUGUGAAUGCAGAUUCCAAAUAUAACAUGCUGCUCGUGAGAAUUGAACUUUCUCCGAAAACCACUCCAGAGGGUUCAGUGGUGACGUAUAAAGAAGAAAUACAGAUUGCUGUUCCUCCAGAGAAAAAUGUCUUUGCUGACUUGCAGUUACCUCGCCCAAGAGCAUCCUGAGUCCUGUCACUUUUACGAAUAUUAUUGUGUCCUUACGAUGGGGAACAUUCUGGGGAGGAAUACCGUAUGAGUACCACCAGACGAGGAAACGCUUAACAAUCACCAAAAGAGCUGUUCGUAUUUGGACAAUUUUUACCAUUGCUCAAGUUAUAAAUUUUUUAUACUUUGCUGGGGUCGUUAUUUAUCUUAUUUAUUCAAAAAUUUGGGAUGUCAAUCAAGCCGAGGAAAAGAAAACUACAUCUUUCGAUAUUGCCUUCUCAUUCAUUGUGACAAUGAUGACGAUGGCACUUCUCGUCGCUGCCUUGAAUAUUGGAGCAUUCCAGAGGAACGAGUACCGCAUAUUUGUCAACUACUGUUUACAGUACUGUAUAUAUCUGAAAGAGACUUACACUAAUAAAUUGGGAGCCAAGUGGCGGAACGGAUGCGAGGAGUUUAUGACAAUGUGGCAAAUUUUAAUGACGGUUUUCCCGUAUUCUAUAAUCCUGCAUAUUGUGCAACAUCCAGAACACCCGAUUUAUAUGAUAUCCCUUGUACCUAGCGACUCUAUACUUUAUUGCGUGUCGUACAUUUGCUACUGCACAGGUAGACUAUUACUACAACUUUCAGGAUCGGCUACAGUGAUUGCAAUAUUUUACCCCAUCAUUGGAUUUGUAUUCGCUUAUCUGAAUCUUCUCCAUGAAAUUAAACCGAGUCGAAGAGUGUACCGUACGAAACCCUCGUUCCGUACACCUAGUGUCAUUUGCAUAACUGUUAGAACAAUGCAGCUCUUGGCGAAUCAAGUAAAUAGGAUUGAGACGCAAAUUAUUAUGGGGGAACAGACCUUGCUCACGUGGACAGGGACGAUAUGUGCUAUUUCCGCUAUCCAUUUUUGGGACAGACUGACGUUUACUGGAAGAUGGAUUUUGGUCCUGACCGGGAUGAGCACGGUCGGGAUUUGGACGACAAUCUUGACUGUUGCAGCAUACGUUUACACGAGCUCGGAAAAAGCAUUCAACAGUUGGAGGAAUUUUAGCUGGACACGUUUUGAAAAGAAGCAAAUGAGAAUAUAUAGGAAAUCGGUUCGACCAAUUCAAUUAGAGUUUGGCGGAUUUUAUUACAUAAGACCCAAGAAAGUGCUUAGUUUUUGGAACACUUUUGUUUGGCUAACGGUACGAGGGUUACUCACAUUUCCGGAUGGUAAACACAACAAUCUGGCACAGUUUUAAUUAUAGUAGUGCAUGUAUUUUAAGGGAUAUAUAAAUAUUAUCUAUGUAAUCACAACCAGCGAUUUUUAUUUUGAAAUUAAACUGGUGAAGGGU